AUGGCGCCUCAAUCCUCGCCAUCGUCCUCCGCACCAUCUCCGUCCUUAAAGCGCAAGCAGCCAACCAUCUCGAGCUUUUUCACUCAAAAACCUUCCUCAACUCCGCAAUCAUCAGCCGCUCCUAAAGAUCCCGAGACCCCGUCUGUAAAGCCUUCUAAAAAGAGACCUGCAUCACCCGAACCAGAGCCGGAGCCGGAGCCAGAACCGGAGGCAAACCCCAUACUUGAAGAUGACGAUGACGAUGAUGUUGUUGCACCACCACCCAAACGAGCCCGGAAGAAUGGUCUUACCCCCAACAAGCAAUCCAACAAGAUCGGUCUCAUGUCCGACAAAGAACCCCAAACCUUAACGGAAUCUCCACAAAAUCCACCAUCCCAAUUGAGCAGCAGCCAACGAACCGACAUCUUCAAAUUCCAAAGCUCGCAAGCCGCACCGUCCACCCAAAAUGGAAACAUAGAAGAUGCGCAGCGCAAGAAAGAAAAAGAAAAAAUGCACGAGAAAUUCGUGCGGAGACUCGGCGGUGCAGAUUGUUUGAUCGGUAUUGGACGAAACGCUCAUGCUACUGAUGCUGGCGCCGUUGAUGCCGAAGAAGGCGAGGAAGCCGAUGCAGACGAUGAGCCUGCUCCUCCCCCUAAGAAAGGGAAAGCCGCUCCUAAGAAGGGUGGUAGUAAGCUUACGCCGAUGGAGAAACAGGUCAUCGAUAUCAAACGCAAGCAUAUGGAUACCGUGCUUGUCAUUGAAGUUGGAUAUAAGUUUCGGUUCUUCGGAGAAGAUGCCCGAAUUGCGGCGAAAGAGUUGGGAAUUGUUUGCAUACCCGGCAAAUUCAGAUUCGAUGAACACCCCUCCGAAGCUCACAUCGACCGCUUCGCUUCUGCUAGUAUCCCUGUUCACCGAUUACACGUGCAUGUGAAGCGUCUUGUUACUGCAGGCCACAAGGUUGGAGUGGUGCGCCAGAUCGAGACGGCUGCUCUCAAGGCCGCGGGUGAUAAUCGCAAUGCGCCAUUCGUCCGGAAGUUAACCAACCUUUACACGAAAGGAACUUACAUUGAUGAUAUCGAGGGGCUUGAAGGCUCCGUGCCUGCUGCAGGGAGCUCCUCUCCGGCUACGGGAUAUAUGCUGUGUAUCACGGAAGCUAAUCUCAAAGGCACUGGAAAUGAUGAGAGGGUGCAUGUCGGUAUUGUUGCUGUUCAACCCGCCACUGGAGAUGUUAUCUAUGAUGACUUCGAAGAUGGCUUCAUGCGAAGUGAGAUCGAGACAAGACUGCUGCAUAUUGCGCCUUGUGAGAUCGUCAUCGUUGGGGAGAUGUCCCGGGCCAGCGAGAAGCUUGUGCAGCACCUAUCUGGAAGCAAAACCAAUGUUUUCGGAGAUGCAGUGCGUGUUGAGCGGGUUCCGAAAAAGAACACCGCCGCUGCGGAAGCCCAUAGCCAUGUUGCAAGUUUCUAUGCUGGCAAGAUGAAAGCAACUGGUACGGAAGAGGAUGCGCAGGCAGCCAAGCUCCUCCAAAAUGUCCUUGAAUUGUCAGAACACCCUACAAUCUGUCUAUCAGCUAUGAUUAAGCAUAUGUCGGAUUAUGGACUGGAACAUGUCUUUGAUCUGACGAAGUACUUCGAGCCAUUCUCUGCUCGAUCACAUAUGCUUCUCAAUGGAAAUACACUGGUUAGUUUGGAGAUAUACCAGAAUCAGACGGAUCACUCUGUGAAGGGUAGUCUGUUCUGGAUGUUGGACCGUACGCAGACGCGAUUUGGUCGGCGGCUAUUACGACGUUGGGUUGGGCGGCCUUUGCUGGAUAAGGGCCGCUUAGAGGAACGCACCAAUGCAGUUGAGGAGUUGAUGAGCCCUGCUCGGGUUAUUCCCGUGGAUAGGAUCAGAGGGUUGUUGGGCAAGAUCAAAAGUGACUUGGAACGGAGUUUGAUUCGUAUUUAUUACGGCAAGUGCUCCCGACCAGAGCUUCUCACUGUUUUGCAAACCAUGCAAAUGAUCGCAAUGGAAUUUGCAGAUGUCAAAUCUGCUGCUGAUACAAGCUUCAAGUCGCCUUUGAUCAGUGAAGCUAUUGCAUCUCUGCCAACUAUCCAGGGAGAUGUCACACAAUACUUAGACAAGAUCAACCUCCAUGCUGCACGAACCGAUGACAAGUAUUCAUUCUUCCGCGAAGAAGAGGAGACUGAAGACAUCAGCGACCAGAAACUGGGAAUUGGUAGCAUCGAACACGAGCUAGAGGAGCAUCUAGCCGUGGCUGCAGAGCGCAUAGGCAGGAAGAAAGUCCAAUAUGCAACAGUUUCUGGAAUCGAGUACCUCAUCGAGGUUGAAAACAAUUCCUUAGGAAUCAAGCGUGUCCCAGCAUCCUGGGUCAAGGUCAGCGGAACAAAGAAGAUCUCCCGAUUCCACACACCCGAAGUGAUCCAAUUCAUCCGCCAACGAGACCAAUACAAAGAGGCCCUAGCAGCAGCCUGUGACAGAGCCUUUGCAGCCUUGCUAGCAGACAUCUCGGCCCAAUAUCAAGCCUUCCGCGACUGCGUCCAGUCUCUAGCAACCUUGGACUGCCUCCUUUCCCUCGCAACAAUCGCCCAACAACCCGGCUACGUCAAACCAGAAUACACAAACCACCCAUGCCUCCACGUCGAACAAGGCCGUCAUCCAAUGGUCGAACAACUCUUAACAGACACCUACGUUCCAAACGACACAUCCCUCUCCACGGAUGGCACGCGCGCCCUCCUCGUAACAGGUCCAAACAUGGGCGGUAAAUCCAGCUAUGUCCGCCAGGUCGCCCUAAUAGCAAUCAUGGGCCAGAUAGGCUCCUACGUCCCCGCAGCCUCCGCCCGCCUAGGCCUUCUAGAUGCAGUUUUCACCCGCAUGGGUGCCUUCGACAACAUGCUAGCAGGCGAAUCAACAUUCAUGGUCGAACUCUCCGAAACAGCAGACAUCCUCAAACAAGCUACCCCUCGCUCCCUCGUCCUACUAGACGAACUGGGCCGUGGAACAUCCACUCACGACGGUGUCGCUAUCGCACAGGCAGUACUGGAUUACAUGGUUCGGUCGAUUCGCUCAUUGACCUUGUUCAUUACGCAUUACCAGCAUCUGUCAAAAAUGGUAGCCGCAUUCCCGGACCAGGAACUGCGGAACGUGCAUAUGCGGUUUACGGAGUCGGGUGAGGAGGGCGAUGAGGACAUUACCUUCCUGUAUGAAGUUGGUGAGGGCGUUGCGCACCGGAGUUAUGGGUUGAAUGUGGCUCGGUUGGCGAAUUUGCCAUCUUCUGUUAUUGAGUUGGCGAGGCAGAAGAGCUCAGAGCUUGAGGAGGAAAUUAAGCAAAAGAGGUUGGUGGCACUUGUGGGGGCUGUUGAGAGAGUUGUUGGGGAGAAAGGAGAUGUCGAGGAUGAGAUGCUCGAUCGAUUGCUUGCGAGUGUUGCGCAGCUUUAG
Molecule: messenger RNA, 3414 nt
Organism: Penicillium longicatenatum
Lineage: Eukaryota; Fungi; Ascomycota; Eurotiomycetes; Eurotiales; Aspergillaceae
Gene: msh3
Product: mismatch repair protein MSH3
Exons: 3
Coding region: 1-3414 (1137 amino acids)
Biological process (GO): mitotic recombination; mismatch repair
Cellular component (GO): nucleus
Molecular function (GO): ATP binding; mismatched DNA binding; ATP-dependent DNA damage sensor activity
Source: RefSeq, a predicted model, not a curated record